This is a messenger RNA of Pollicipes pollicipes, 1043 nucleotides long. RefSeq names its product BTB/POZ domain-containing protein twz (gene twz). The record is from RefSeq and is a predicted model, not a curated record. Bases 96 to 998 code for a protein of 300 amino acids. Gene Ontology annotation, molecular function: protein binding. NCBI's taxonomy places the organism in Eukaryota, Metazoa, Arthropoda, Thecostraca, Pollicipedomorpha, Pollicipedidae. The transcript is spliced from 8 exons. Gene Ontology annotation, biological process: protein homooligomerization.
CCCGCCAGUGUAGGCCUGGCUCCGCCUGCGAGCAGCACGGCUGCUGUGACGAUCCAUGUGCCAUAAGGCCGGUCCGCAGCUCCCGCCAAGCUAGGAUGCAGGUGGAACGAAUGAUCACCAAGGCUAAUACGAGACUGAUCUCGCCCGCCGGGUCGCCCAACAUCUCCCCCGGCUCUCUGCACUCUUCCUCGCCGACGCCGCUAAACAACAACAAACUGUCGCCGUCGAUAGCGUCGCAGCCCAAGUCGUCGCCGACGGUAGCGUCACACCACGGCAAGGUCACGGGCAUCCCCACCGUGGCGGCCGCCUCCAGGUACACGGCCCCGGUGCAUAUUGACGUGGGUGGCGUCAUCUACACGUCGUCACUGGAAACGCUGACCAGGUUUCCGGAGACGCGGCUGGCCAAGCUGUUCAACGGCCAGGUGCCGAUCGUCCUGGACACGCUGAAGCAGCACUACUUCAUCGACCGCGACGGCAAGAUGUUCCGCCACAUCCUCAACUUUAUGCGCAGCGGCAAGGUGUGCGUGCCGGACGACUUCAGCGAGAUCGACUGUCUGAUGGAGGAGGCGCGCUACUUCGAGGUCCAGGGUAUGGUGAAGCAGCUGGAGCAGCUUCGCCGGCAGAGAGCGGGCCGAUCGACCGCACGCGCCGCCCAGGCGGCGCCACUGCCGCAGCACGGCUAUCACGUGGUGGCGCUGCACAUUUCGCCCGACCUGGGCGAGCGAGUCAUGCUGUCCGGCGAACGGAAGCUCAUCGAAGAGACGUUCCCAGAGGUGGUGCAGGCACUGAUGGACAGCAGGACGUCAGUGGCGUGGAACCAGGCGGACCCCGAACAUGUGGUGCGGUUCCCACUUAACGGCUACAUCAAGAUGACCUCGCUGCAGGCCAUCCAGCGGCUGCUGGCCGACGGAUUCCAGAUUGUGGCCAGCCUGGGAGGUGGCGUGGAGGGCCAGCAGUUCUCCGAGUACAUCUUCUCCAGAUCCCGACUGCCACUGUGAGCGGCGCCCGCCCGUGCCGCCGCGUGCCAAAGCUGCGCCGCCGCG